GAAAGAAGAAAGAACCUAAGUGAGAAACAAAGAAAGGAAAUAAUUGAUCUUUGAAAAUGCAGGGAGGAAAGAAAGCUGGAGAGUCCAUCAAGGAAACAGCUGCAAACAUUGGUGCUUCUGCCAAGGCUGGCAUGGAGAAAACCAAGGCCACUGUCCAGGAGAAGGCAGAAAGAAUGACGGCACGUGAUCCGAUGCAAAAGGAGUUGGCAACCCAGAAGAAAGAGGCAAAGAUGAGCCAGGCAGAGCUGGACAAGCAGGCGGCGCGUCAGCAUAACACGGCGGCGAAGCAGGCUGCCACGGCAGGGCACAUGGGACAACCCAUGGGGACCCAUCAGACGUCAGCUAUGCCCGGUCAUGGAACCGGACAGCCCACGGGCCAUGUCACCGAGGGAGUGGUGGGCUCACACCCUAUUGGAACCAACAGAGGCCCGGGUGGGACUGCUACGGCCCAUAAUACCCGUGCGGGGGGAAACCCAAAUGAUUAUGGGUAUGGAACUGGGGGUACUUACAAUUAAAUAAUGAUGAUUUAGAAAAGGAAAGCUACGACCCAUAAGAAGGUUUAGUUAAGAGUAUGACUUUUGUUGUGGUUAUCUUCUUGUUUGGUUAUCUUUUUGUUUGUGUCUCCUUUUCUCUCCAUUUUUGUUGUGGAGAAUUGGGUGUGGUUACACGACAGUGUUUUCACUUCUACUAGGUGCAAGCAUUCUGUGUCGUGAUGUUGUAUUCCUUCGUUUCAAUGAAUAAAUAAAAUCGUGGUUGUGUAAAAAUAAAUGACAGUUUGACUUU
Molecule: messenger RNA, 783 nt
Organism: Glycine soja
Lineage: Eukaryota; Viridiplantae; Streptophyta; Magnoliopsida; Fabales; Fabaceae
Product: 18 kDa seed maturation protein-like
Exons: 2
Coding region: 57-515 (152 amino acids)
Biological process (GO): embryo development ending in seed dormancy
Source: RefSeq, a predicted model, not a curated record